AUGAAUGAAUUAGAAUUCAACCCAGUGGAGAUCUUUUUGAGCAACGAAGAAAGACGAAUCUCCGAAAUAAUCAUGGAUUUUGUUAUAUCAUUCACAAUCUCUAAUGUCGGUAUAGUUACAAACAUUCUUGUUAUCAUUGUCUUUGUCAAGCAAGGAUUCAAGGAAAGCGUCAACAUUUCCAUGACAACCAUCGCUGUCUGGGACCUUAUUAAAUGUCUGGCUGCGGCCAUGCAAAGAAUGUCCGGUCCGCUUGCAGUGUGGUCGAAAUCUGAUGCUGAAAGUUGGACCAAUAUCAGCGUGGUGGUCUUCAACUAUCUCAUUGUUAUUCAAGUUACGUCACUAGCAUGUUUAUGUGUUUGUAUUCCCUUUAAGGUGAAAUGGCUGCUGACUACAAAAGUCACACUGACUGUGUGUUUAUUCAUUUCCGUAGUAAUAUUUGGGUUAUUUUCGGUGAUGUUCGGUAUUUACGAUAUCUACUGGACCCAUAGCAACAGGUACAACACAAGUAUCGCCUUAUAUAAACACAAUGAGUUUUACGAAGCCAAUGAAAAUCCUCUUUUUUGGUACUAUAAUUUAUCAGGAAUACUUUGGCCUCUGGUUAGUUUCACUGUUAUUGUUAUAUGCACGACAAUUAUUGUCCAUAUGCUGCGUCAGAGUUCAAAGUUUCGCUCAGGCCAAGCAGAAAUCAACAAGGAAUCCAGUAAUCAACUAAGUACUCGAGACAGACAAGUUGUGAAAAUGCUUGUGGUAAUUAUUAGCGUGUACGUCAUUUGCCUGUCACCGCGAAUCGCUAUAUAUAUAGUGAAAUGUUUUGUAUACGAAUUCUACUUUAUUCGAAGGUAUCAUAACAUCUUUAUGUUUGUCUGUUACAUUUUGUGGAUCCUUGAAAUGGGGAACGGAGCAGUUAAUUUUUUCAUUUUUUAUGCAAUGAGUUCAUCUUUCAGAACCACGUUUACCAGCAUUUGUAAAAAGAAAUAA
Messenger RNA from Candidula unifasciata, 978 nucleotides. NCBI's taxonomy places the organism in Eukaryota, Metazoa, Mollusca, Gastropoda, Stylommatophora, Geomitridae. The record is from the annotation of a GenBank genome assembly.